This is a messenger RNA of Talaromyces marneffei, 1005 nucleotides long. RefSeq lists its product as uncharacterized. Gene Ontology annotation, cellular component: endoplasmic reticulum membrane. The record is from RefSeq and is a predicted model, not a curated record. The transcript is spliced from 4 exons. The coding region runs from base 1 to 1005 and encodes 334 amino acids. Gene Ontology annotation, molecular function: hydrolase activity, acting on ester bonds. Lineage: Eukaryota; Fungi; Ascomycota; Eurotiomycetes; Eurotiales; Trichocomaceae. Gene Ontology annotation, biological process: GPI anchor biosynthetic process.
AUGCAAGUCUUCCGGUCAUUGUCCUAUGUCUCAAAAGCCUCUCUCUGUCUUUUCAUACUAGCACUCCUCGUCGGGCAGUCGGCGGCUUCACUUGGAGAUCGAUUGCCCGAUUUCAAAGAAUGUGUAAAGAUAUGUAAAGAAGAGAAUUGCCAAGAUGGCAAUUCUGCCAUACCUAUCUACCUCCGUCUCAUGCUAUGGACUUGCGCCGCGGAAUGCGAUUACACCUGCCAACAUGUUAUCACCGAGCGCAGAGUCAACCGAGAAUUCCCAAUGCUGCAACCUAUCGUACAAUUCCAUGGAAAAUGGCCAUUCUACAGAGUUCUCGGCAUGCAGGAGAUUUUCUCUGUGCUCUUCUCCUUACUUAAUUUCCUAGCUCAUUACUACGGACUGCGGUGGGUUGAGUCGUCGAUUCCGGCCUCGUACCCUCUACGCAAAUACUAUUUUGGGUUCGGAUACUUUGGAUACGCGAGUUGGAUUUUCAGCAUGCUGUUUCACACACGGGAUUUCCCCUUGACUGAGAAAUUGGACUACUGGGCUGCCGGUGCCAGUAUUCUCUACGGACUUUAUCUCGUGGUUAUUCGCGUUUUCCGUCUGGACCAGGAACGACCACGUUUCAAACCAACACUGAGUCGACUUUGGACCUAUCUCUGUGUUGGACUAUACAUUGCACACGUGUCCUAUCUCACAUUCUGGUCGUGGGAUUACACUUACAAUAUGAUUGCGAAUGUUGUCGUCGGAGUCAUUCAGAAUAUCCUUUGGACGGCAUUCAGUAUCUACCGGUACAGAAAAGAGCCAAAGAAGCCAUGGAUGGCCUGGCCCGCCAUGAUUGUUCUUUGGAUCUCGCUGGCAAUGAGCCUAGAGCUCUUUGAUUUCCCGCCGUGGUGGGGAUUGAUUGAUGCACAUGCCUUGUGGCAUCUGGGGACAGUUAUACCCACUGCAUGGUGGUAUCUAUUUAUCAUUCAAGACGCCAAAAACGACUUGGCCACGCAGAGGUUGAAGGCUUGA